AUGGAAAAUGCCAUCAAAUCAAAUGCUCUCUAUCUCCCCUCUGUGACCCCCUUCCCCUUUACUACAGGCCAUGAUAUUACCAGUUCUCUGGAUACAGCCAACAUCGACACCAGUAUCCUGGAAGAGUACAUCAGCAAGGAGGACGAUAGCACUGACAUCUGUUUCUCAGAGGUCCACAGCACCCCAGGACCAAAUUACUCAUCUCCUCAAGCCGGAGUGUCGUCCUCUGGGGGGUUGGUGUGCGGCGUGAGCCCUCCAAUUCCUCUCCGCCAGGGAGCCCCUCCCACUGCCCCCACGAACUGUCCCAACGCAUACCCUCCUGGUCCUUCCUUGAGCCUACGACACAGCUACCCCUGCCUGGGUCAGCACCAACAGCACCAGCAGCAGGCUCACGUCAAACCUGAGCACAGAGGGCACUACGCUCCUGGAACUCUUCCCGAGUCCCCGCCAGACUCCAGCUCAGAGCCAUAUUCUCCUCAACAGGUGAAUGACCCGCACAUGAUCAGGACCAUGACACCGGAAAACAUGUGUCACAUGACUCCUACGCCACCACUUCCCCCGCACGGCCACUAUCCUGGCAUGCACCGGGACAUGUACCUAAAGCCAGAGCCAAUAAUAUCACAGUAUCCCAUUGGUCCAGCAACAAGCGCGGGUGGAGACAUGCAGCAGACGCAAAUGCUUCACCAACUACUCCAGCAUCCGCAGGGACAGGACGGAAUUCCUGUUCACCAGGCCAAAAAGAGGAAGCAUUCCGAUUCACCCAAUAGCACUCUUAAUUCCCAAAUCCUCACAGGUAUCAUCAAACAAGAACCAGGUUUGAUGCAGGAUGCAGAAAAUGGAUACAUGGACCCAAACUAUCAGUGCAUUAAGUGGCAACCUCACCAGCAGAACAAGUGGACGCCACUUUAUGAUGCAAACGGAAAAGAGCUUCCGAUGCCAACCUACAGAGUUGAUGCCGACAAAGGCUUCAACUUCUCCUUGUCCGAUGAUGCUUUUGUAUGCCAGAAGAAGAACCACUUCCAGGUGACCGUGUAUGUUGGGAUGCUAGGAGAUCCGAAGUACAUCAAGACAAGUGAAGGUCUUCAACCCAUUGACUGUUUCUAUCUCAAACUCAACGGAGUAAAAGUAGAGGCUAUGAACCAAUCCAUCAGUGUGGAGCAGUCACAGUCGGAUCGAAGCAAGAGGCCUUUCAAGCCAGUUUUGGUCACCUUGCCCCCAGAGCAGGUCACAAAAGUGACAGUGGGCAGGCUCCACUUCAGUGAAACCACAGCAAACAACAUGCGAAAGAAAGGCAAACCAAAUCCCGACCAGAGGUACUUCAUGCUGGUUGUGGCAUUACAUGCUCAGUCCCACAGUCAGACCUACACUGUGGCUGCUCAUGUGUCUGAGAGGAUCAUCGUCAGGGUAACGUCCAGCCAUGCAUCUAACCCAGGCCAGUUUGAAAGCGACUCUGAUGUGCUGUGGCAACGAGGCCAGUUACCCGACUCAGUCUACCAUCACGGGAGAGUCGGCAUCAACACAGACCGGCCUGAUGAAGCCCUUGUUGUCCACGGUAAUGUCAAGGUCAUGGGCUCCCUUGUGCAUCCGUCUGACAUCCGAGCCAAAGAGAAUGUACAAGAGGUGGACACCACUGACAAUUUGAAACGGAUUUCUCAAAUGAGGCUGGUCCAUUAUCAAUACAAGCCCGAGUUUGCAGCCACAGUCGGCAUAGAGAACACUGCGGAGACGGGAGUGAUUGCUCAAGAGGUCCAACAAAUCUUACCUGAAGCAGUCAAAGAGGGGGGAGAUGUUGUGUGCGCCAACGGCGAAACCAUUCCUAACCUGUUAGUUGUCAACAAGGAGCGCAUCUUCAUGGAGAACGUGGGAGCAGUGAAGGAGCUAUGCAAGCUGACAGACAACCUCGAGACCCGAAUAGAUGAACUGGAGCGCUGGAGCCGCAAAUUGGCUAAGCUGCGACGUCUUGACAGCAUGAAGAGUACCGUGAGUGGAGGCACGGUCAGCCAGUCAGGAAGUUAUUUUAGCAGGACAGGAAGUGGUCCCCUCAAAAAGAAGACAGUCAAACCUGGAAGCAAGAGCCCACUUCCAGAUCAAGGGUGUAUCAGUCAGAAGUUCAUGCAGGGGAGCAUCCUGGCGCUUGUCAUUGUCAUGGCCUUCAGUGUCAUAUCCAUGUCCAUCUUGUAUGUACUGACUCUUCAUCAUAGAGGAGACAUCACAAAUAAAGAUGGCUUUGUUUCCUACCCAUGUGCUCUCUACAUCUCUUGGAUGCCCACCUUUACUGCCACUGUCACUUUCUGUCCGCCUUCAUGUUCAUGGUCAAGAGCAGCAUUGGAAUCCUCACGCAAGAGUCCAUUUGUUCCAGUUUCCACGACACCUACACCAGCUUGCUGUUCAACCACAACCUUGAACAACCAAUCAUCGACGAUUUUGACAAUAAAUAACAACCAUUCUGCAACAGCUUCAGACAACUUGGUUCCCACACCAGGCUCCAUUAAUAAGAAGGCCAAGUCCAGAAUAAUGGACAAGGAUGGUCGCAACAGAAACCGUCUCAGUCACACAUCCGCUCCAUUAUACCUUUCCAAGUCCAAAAGGCCUGCAUCAGCAGACUCCGACGGAGCGGGAGUCAUCAACCGGCUGCCCGGAGGACAGCAGCCAGUGCCACGCAGGCAACGGAGUGUAUAUCUGAAGGGAGGAAGAUCAACUCCAUCUCUGACUGGUGUUCAUAUAGUGGAGACGGACCAAGAAAUUUCAACACAGCAUUGUAAAACCCCCAAGAGCUGCAGCUACACAAUAUCCCUCCGUGGAAACAAAAAUUCGUCAUUAUCACAACUCACUUUGCACAUGAUGGCUACUGACAGGGUGUGGGUCCACCAAUGUCGAGCCACUAAAGGACGUUUAUGUCCCAACCACACUGAGAUCGAGCUGUACAGUGGACAAAGAACAUCAACACAAGGCACUCAUCACUUGUGGUCACUGCCUCUGCUGUCUUUCCAGGACAUCAGCUAUCACUUUCGUGUGUCCUCUUCUAAUGGAAUUAGCUGUACCACUAAGGCAGAAAUGUCAUCCUUCUCCGACUACCACUUUGUCAUUGAAAGCAGCUGCAUGUGA
Molecule: messenger RNA, 3105 nt
Organism: Nerophis lumbriciformis (worm pipefish)
Lineage: Eukaryota; Metazoa; Chordata; Actinopteri; Syngnathiformes; Syngnathidae
Source: RefSeq, a predicted model, not a curated record